Messenger RNA from Nasonia vitripennis (jewel wasp), 3038 nucleotides. It is a transcript of the gene ktub, whose product is annotated as protein king tubby 1. The record is from RefSeq and is a predicted model, not a curated record. NCBI's taxonomy places the organism in Eukaryota, Metazoa, Arthropoda, Insecta, Hymenoptera, Pteromalidae. Gene Ontology annotation, cellular component: cilium. Gene Ontology annotation, biological process: protein localization to cilium. Bases 350 to 1474 code for a protein of 374 amino acids. The transcript has 7 exons.
GACUAAUGCACCUCGAACAGUCGAUUAUUCGAGAUACACGCUACUCCCCUACGCCCGCUACCUACACGCAAACCUACUUCCGCGGGCGACGCGAUUAUUUUUCUCGCUGCGGGCUGAGAUAUAUGAGUAUGUUUACACAUUAUGCACAGUAUAGAAUAAUAAUCUCCGUGCCAAUGUUCUAUGCAGUUGAGAGACGAGCGCAUUUUCAAUCGGUCGAUUGCUCCAAUUUGACACGCUAAUCAACUGCUAAACAUUUUGAUGCUUUCUUUCGCGUCGAACGAAUUGCAAUUGUAAAUAGACCUGGUCAAUAAUUCAGAAGAACAUUAAAAGGCAGCUGAUUGCUCAAAAAAUGAAGCAGAAGAGACAGACCGGAGCUGGUGGAAUGGUGCAGGCUUCCAACGUAUCCAGUGCUGGACUUACUGGUCGUACAGCAUGGCAAAAUGAUUCACAUGGUAACCCAGAUACAAGUACACUACCUGGAAAUAGGACUAUGGAGACUGAUGGAACUACAGAUGUUAGUAGUGAAGGUGUUUUUUACGAUGGAGCAGAUGAAGAAUCUUCUCCAGUGGAGCUUCUAUCCCCAACAGAAACACUUGCAUGUGCAUCUCCUCUUAGAGUGGCACCAUCAGAUGGACCUAUGACAGUCUAUAACAGAGAUAAUCAUUCUUCGAGUCCAGAGUUGGAAGGAAAUGUUGAGGGAAACAUUGAACAGUUUGUGUUACAACCAGCUAAUAAGAAAAUGCAUUACAAAUGCCGUAUAACAAGAGAUAGAAAAGGAAUGGAUCGUGGAUUUUACCCAACAUAUUUCCUUCAUUUAGAACGGGACUAUGGCAAAAAGGUAUUCCUCUUAGCUGGGCGUAAGAGGAAAAGAAGUAAGACUAGUAACUACUUAAUAUCUACUGAUCCAACUGAUCUAUCUCGAGGCGGCGAGGCCUUCGUCGGCAAAUUGAGAUCAAAUUUGUUGGGGACUCAGUUCACUAUAUACGACAACGGUUACUCUCAAUUGAAAGAUGAUAAACGAGAAGAGCGCCGUUCUCAUCCCAGACAGGAGCUCGCUGCUGUGAUAUACGAUACAAACGUUUUGGGAUUUAAAGGGCCACGUAAAAUGACUGUUAUCAUUCCAGGCAUGACACCGGAUCAAAAACGAGUCGAGAUAUGUCCUCGAGAUGAAUCUGAAACUUUAUUAGAAUGUUACAAGUCGAAAAAUAUGGAUAAUCUCAUAGAAUUGCAUAAUAAAACACCAGUAUGGAAUGAUGACACGCAAUCGUAUGUCCUCAAUUUCCAUGGUCGCGUCACACAGGCUUCAGUUAAAAACUUUCAAGUAGUUCACGAUACCGACGUGGAUUACGUUGUUAUGCAGUUCGGCCGCGUAGCAGAAGAUGUGUUUACAAUGGAUUAUCGAUUUCCUCUGUGCGCGCUUCAAGCGUUUGCUAUAGCUCUCAGUAGUUUCGACAGUAAACUAGCAUGCGAAUAAUACGCUUCAAAGAGAUGUAAGGCAUGAGUCCAUAUAACUGAACGCGACACGCGACAGACAAUCAUUUUUAAACGAUUUGCUCAGCUUUAAAAGUUGUACAGUUGCAAAUUGUGCAAAUGCCAUAUCAGCUGUCGAUCUAAUCGAAAACGACAAAUGAACGGGCCAAACGAAGGCCCUGUAGAAUUGUAAAAAAAUAUUAUGUACAGUCGACGUAUCGCGUUUGGAUGUAGGAGAUUCCGUGAUAAAUCUCAUUAUAUCUUUGUCACGGUUUUACGAACAAUGUUUGUCUCACGAAUCUAUAAAGAUAAAUCAAAUGGUUUUUGCGCGUAAAUUGUUCAUAUCGUAAAACUGUAAAUCAUUAAGAAAAAGAGUAGGAAAAAUCGAUGCCUAUAAUUUUAUUUUUAAUGUAGGUUUUUUAUGCGGAAUAAUGUAGAUAAUGAUUUUUAUCAUUUUAUUGGUCAAUUAUAUUUUUACAUAAAAAAAAAAAAUUAAAAUAAAAAAAAACAUACAAAAUAGUCAAGAAAGCUUGGUUUUGUUUUAAAAUACUUCAUCAUAAAAAAACUAUUUUAUUACUUGACGAAUUUAGAUUUUACGCAUCAGAUAAUCAUCUAGGUUAUUGUCAGGCUAUAAUGUAAGGUCAAUUGGUUUAUAUUUAUAAAUGAGACAUAAAAUUGUGCAAUGCUCUUUGAUGACGUAAACAGAGGUUUGCUUAAAAUUUGAACUUUGAAGCCACGAUUAAGCUUUACAGAAACUACCGGUCAAUUUUCAUAAUGACAAAUGAAUUUGUCUAUUGUAUGUUAUACAUAAAAGAAUGGUCUUUAUGUGUUCAAUUCAAAAUAUAAAGUAAAAAAUGGAUAAAGCGAAUUGCCGCAUUACUGAUGUAGUGCGACCACAUUACAGUAUUAUUUGUAGAAAGCGAGACAUCAAGCAGCAUUUUUUAUAGGAUAAAUUCGAAGAUCUUGAAGAAUCGUACUUAAUUAACUUUAGAACUGAUCUUUGAGCACGGAUAUUGUAUAUUGAACGAUGUGAGAGGCGGCUAGUUACACCCGCGUAAUAAUUUUAAUAGAAUGAAAGUCAGAAUUGUGAGAAAAGGUUUGAAAUAAGAAAAGGAUUGACUGCUACAUGAGUUAUGUAUGUAUGUAUGUUGUUACAAAAUGGCAACUUAAACACGUUAGCUAAUUGUCAACAGAAUAAAGCAGCAUCCCACUAACUUUAUCACAGAUUCAAAAUGCAUUUGUCUAUUUUUAAUAAGCAAUCGAUGUAUUCAUGUCUUUCAAACAAACGAAAAAUAUUGUGUAUCAAGAUUUUUUCGUAAUAAUGAUUUCAUCGCAUGUAUAUUGAGACAUCUUAUUUAAUUGCGCAUUACUUGAUCAUAUACCAUAAUCCACAAGCAAUACAGCAAACGAAAAGAAAUAUGGCAUUCCAUGUGUCUAGUCCAACAAAAAGUUACAGAUGACAGGAAUUAAUGAAAUAUUUUGCAGUAGUUUUUCUUGUGUUACGUAUCGAUAAUCUGAAGACAUUAGGCACUCUGUUUUUGGAAUAAUAAACUUUUUUUUCACAAUCA